CUCAGGACUCUGUUCCAGGGGUGCAGGUGUGGGGUGCUAACAGCAAGGCACAUGGCUUCCUGGAGACAUCCUGGCUGCCUCAGCAGUCUCCAGGAAACUUUCAGCUGUGUCUGGGGUCACCUUUCCACAGGGGUCCCCUGCAGGGCUCUCGUCAAUUAGAAACCUUCCUGGUGCACACCCUUGUCACUUCCAAAACUCUGUAACUCCUGUGAAUUGGCACAGGGACCCCACAUCUGGCCUACAGGACCUCUGGGGCAGAGCUGAGGACCAUGCAGGUUUUCUCUGUGACCCAGUCACACACCAGCUCCUUUUGGGCUUCCCACUGGUUGUGGAUGCACUGGCAGUCCUCAUGAACACACCCUGUCACCAUUGUCCCAUGUCCAGCACCAGGGCUUGGCCAGCGCCAGUGGGGAAUCAUUUGUGGAGCAGAGCAGGGGCUUCUCAGAAUGGAGCAGCCAGACCUGCACUUGUGCCUUUUCCUCUUUCACAAAUUAAUCUUUGCUGUCAGGGGAUAAAGGCCGGGACAGAUGGCUCUGGGGAGAGCCGGGGAGGCCCGAGCCGCGAGCCAGGAGCCCGUCAGCAUGGCGGGACAGUGCGACACCAUCUACAAGGGCUUCGCCGAAUGCCUGCUGAGCCUGGGGGAGAGCAUGGCCCAGAGCGUCCGGCAGCCGCAGCAGGAGGAGGGCGGCGACGAGGCGCAGGAGCUGGACGCCAUCUGCAAGUCCUGGGAUGAUUUCCACACCUGUGCCAGCGAGGUGCUGUCGCGGUGCCCCGUGGAAGCGGCCACCGUGUGGGAGUCGCUGCGCCAGGAGUCCCGCAAGAUCCAGUUCCAAGGGAACCUGCAGGAGCUGUGCAGCGCCCGGGGCCGCCUGGCCAGCGCCCAGAGCUCGCCGGCCUCAGAGACCAACCAGGCCACGCUGCGGGGCUCGGCCGCCGCCCUGCACCCUCACCCGCUGGCCCUGCCGGCCCUGCCGGCCCUGCUGGCGCUGCUGGCGCUGCUGCUGCCCCGGCUGUAGCCCCGCUCGCCCUCGGGUGCCCAGGUGAUGCCGGCCCCGUUCCCCCGGCUGCCCGCCGGUCCCCGCCUCGCUCACCUCCCUCCCGGGCAUCCCUCGCGGGGCACGGUCACUCCUGCAGCACUUCAGAUGGAUUUAUAUUUAUAUUAAAAGACACUUUUACAUUUCUCC
This is a messenger RNA of Melospiza georgiana, 1184 nucleotides long. RefSeq names its product neuritin 1 like (gene NRN1L). Gene Ontology annotation, biological process: neuron projection extension; nervous system development. Bases 528 to 1016 code for a protein of 162 amino acids. The transcript has 4 exons. NCBI's taxonomy places the organism in Eukaryota, Metazoa, Chordata, Aves, Passeriformes, Passerellidae. Gene Ontology annotation, cellular component: plasma membrane. The record is from RefSeq and is a predicted model, not a curated record.